This is a messenger RNA of Entamoeba invadens IP1, 1484 nucleotides long. RefSeq names its product protein kinase domain containing protein. The transcript has 2 exons. NCBI's taxonomy places the organism in Eukaryota, Evosea, Mastigamoebida, Endamoebidae. The annotation marks the transcript as partial. The record is from RefSeq and is a predicted model, not a curated record.
GGUGAAUAUUGCAAAGAAGUAGACACUGUUAUUUUAAAAAAAGCUUGGUUACCAGACGAAGAUAAUAUAGAAUAUGUACCAAUUGAUACAGAGUUUAACUUUGAAAUCAGUCCAAACUCUUCAGUUGAUAAAGGACCUUGUUUUCAAAAGGACAAUUACCGCUUUGGGAAAUGGAUAAAAAUAAAAUCUACAGAUUUUUCGACUAAAAACUUUUUUUUCACAAUUACAAAACCAGAACAAGACAGAGUGGACGUCUUUUUUGAUGGCACCUACUCGCAAAGAAACUUCACCAAUUAUCAGUGUAGAGUACAUUACUGGCUGAACACAUCUCAAUUUGAAGUUUCUGGUCAGUUCCCCAAAAUUUCUCCUUUCCCUGAUGAUACUGAAAAUGUAAUACCUUUUGAUGUUUACUUUUUUGUAUCAGUGAGAGGAUUCCAAACGGUAAAUGUGACUAUCAAAUUCUGGCAAAAAGACCUCCAUCUAUGGCCAUAUACCUAUGAAUUUUCACAAAGUGAUUUGGACUAUUUAGCAGAAGAUUUGUCUCGAAAAUACGUUAAGACAGUUCCUGUAGAAACACUUGGUAAUUAUGUGGUAACACCAUGCACCCCCUAUUUAUAUAUGAAGGCAGUCUUUUUCACAUUGACUCUGAACUCGACAUACUCUGUUUUGGUGAGUACUAAAAAGCAAAAUCGAGUGACUAAUAUGGUUGAAAUGAUAUCAAAUAAAGUUGAUGGGAAGUUCGUUUAUUCAUGUGCGGAGAUAUGGGGAGGAGUGCCUGUUGGUAUGUUUGCUGACGAAAUUCAAAAUGGAAUUUUAGUCCGAAUCAAAGGUGAUGACCGUCCCGGUGUUCGUGAAUUUGCAAUACUUUCUGAUGAUCACCAAACGGACAGUGAGAUGGAAAUUAGUGUUGUUUGUCCGAACCACUGUCAUGAAGAUUUGGGAAAUGGGUAUUGUUAUGCAAGUGAAGGUAAGUGUGUAUGUAACCCUGGAUACGGUGGUGAUGAUUGUCAUUUGUUAUGUUAUUACAACGAUAAAUGGCAAGUUAAUGAUUACAACGAUUUGUGUUACUUUGGAGAAAGUGGGUGUGAUCAAUACUGUAAAUGCCAAGAAGGAUAUGCUUUAAAAAACCACUUUUGUGUCUCUGUAGAAUGUAUAAAUGGAGGUAUUGGGUUUGGUGAUGAAUGUAUAUUAGGUACAGAAGGUUGUCAAGACAAUUGUCAUUGUAAUGUUGAUUCCGGAUACAUCACCACCAUGAAUUCAAAAUGCAAGUUGGCAACAUGUGGAAAUGGUAAAAUUGACUUUGACGACAAUUAUUACAAUACGGUGACAAAACUAAAUUCAAAAGAAGAGUGUGAUAAUGGGACAAAUUGCAACAAAUUCUGUAAAUGCAAUUAUUCCACUGGAAUAUUUGGCUAUCGUUUUUGCGCUACAUUUGCAGAGUGUGUUUUUAUAUCAUUGUGUUCAUAUAUAGUGCAUGAAUACAA